Tupaia belangeri chinensis (Chinese tree shrew) is the source of this 1991-nucleotide messenger RNA. RefSeq names its product chaperonin containing TCP1 subunit 3 (gene CCT3). Bases 127 to 1764 code for a protein of 545 amino acids. Gene Ontology annotation, biological process: protein folding. Gene Ontology annotation, molecular function: ATP binding; ATP-dependent protein folding chaperone; ATP hydrolysis activity. NCBI's taxonomy places the organism in Eukaryota, Metazoa, Chordata, Mammalia, Scandentia, Tupaiidae. The transcript is spliced from 14 exons. The record is from RefSeq and is a predicted model, not a curated record.
AGGGUAGCGGGUUUAGGUGUAGGCCCUGAGGAGACAGCGUUUUCUGAGCUUCUCUCUGGUUCUCUCUCUCCAGAAGCUUCUGCCGGUUCUCUCUGCUCUGAGUUCCCGGCUCUGCAUCGUGCCGCCAUGAUGGGCCAUCGUCCCGUGCUCGUGCUUAGCCAGAACACAAAGCGAGAAUCUGGAAGAAAAGUUCAGUCUGGAAACAUCAAUGCUGCCAAGACUAUCGCAGAUAUCAUCAGAACAUGUUUGGGACCCAAGUCCAUGAUGAAGAUGCUGUUGGACCCAAUGGGAGGCAUAGUGAUGACCAAUGACGGCAAUGCCAUUCUUCGAGAGAUCCAAGUCCAGCAUCCAGCAGCCAAAUCCAUGAUUGAAAUUAGCCGAACUCAGGAUGAAGAGGUUGGAGAUGGGACCACAUCAGUAAUUAUUCUUGCGGGAGAAAUGCUGUCUGUGGCUGAGCACUUCCUAGAGCAGCAGAUGCACCCAACAGUGGUGAUCAGUGCGUACCGCAAGGCAUUGGAUGACAUGAUCAGCACCCUAAAGAAAAUCAGUACUCCUGUGGACGUUAAUAACCGCGAUACGAUGCUGAACAUCAUCAACAGCUCCAUUACCACCAAAGCAAUCAGUCGAUGGUCCUCUUUGGCCUGUAACAUUGCGCUGGAUGCUGUUAGGACUGGACAGUUUGAGGAGAAUGGUCGGAAGGAGAUAGACAUCAAGAAAUAUGCCAGGGUGGAAAAGAUACCUGGGGGCAUCAUCGAAGACUCCUGUGUCUUACGAGGAGUCAUGAUUAACAAGGAUGUGACCCACCCACGAAUGCGGCGCUUUAUCAAGAACCCUCGCAUUGUGCUGCUAGAUUCUUCUCUGGAAUACAAGAAAGGAGAAAGCCAGACUGACAUUGAGAUUACACGAGAGGAAGACUUCACCCGAAUCCUCCAGAUGGAAGAAGAGUAUAUCCAGCAGCUCUGUGAGGACAUUAUCCAACUGAAGCCUGACGUGGUCAUCACAGAAAAGGGCAUUUCGGAUUUAGCUCAGCACUACCUCAUGCGGGCCAAUGUCACAGCCAUCCGCAGAGUCCGGAAGACAGACAAUAAUCGCAUUGCUAGAGCCUGUGGGGCCCGGAUAGUCAGCCGACCAGAGGAGCUGAGAGAAGAUGAUGUUGGAACAGGAGCUGGUCUUUUGGAAAUCAAGAAAAUUGGAGAUGAGUACUUUACAUUUAUCACUGAGUGCAAAGACCCCAAGGCCUGUACCAUUCUCCUCCGAGGAGCCAGCAAAGAGAUUCUCUCGGAAGUAGAACGCAACCUCCAGGAUGCCAUGCAAGUGUGCCGUAACGUUCUCCUGGACCCUCAGCUGGUGCCGGGGGGUGGUGCCUCUGAGAUGGCUGUGGCCCACGCCUUGACAGAAAAAUCUAAGGCCAUGACUGGUGUGGAACAGUGGCCGUACCGGGCUGUUGCCCAAGCCCUCGAGGUCAUCCCUCGUACCCUGAUCCAGAACUGCGGGGCCAGCACCAUCCGUCUUCUUACCUCCCUCCGGGCCAAGCACACCCAGGAGAACUGUGAGACCUGGGGAGUAAAUGGAGAAACGGGCACUUUGGUGGACAUGAAGGAACUGGGCAUAUGGGAGCCAUUGGCUGUGAAGCUGCAGACAUAUAAGACAGCAGUGGAGACGGCAGUGCUGCUGCUGCGGAUUGAUGACAUCGUCUCAGGCCACAAAAAGAAGGGUGAUGACCAGAGCCGGCAAGGUGGGGCCCCUGAUGCGGGCCAGGAGUGAGUGGUGGGCUGGACGACUUCAGCUCACAGAAGCAGCAGUCUCCCCUUCCCUGGGCCAGAGUGCCAGGGACACUGGACGUCUUUGUUUGGAAGGGUUCAGGUUGAGGGGCAGCCCAGUCCCUUUCUGUCCCAGCUCAGUUUGCAAAAGACACUGACAUGUAAUUCUUCUCUAUUGUAAGCUUUCCAUUUAGUUUGCUUCCGAUGAUUAAAUCUGAGUCAUUUGAGAUA